Acanthopagrus latus (yellowfin seabream) is the source of this 4944-nucleotide messenger RNA. It is a transcript of the gene tonsl, whose product is annotated as tonsoku-like, DNA repair protein. The transcript is spliced from 28 exons. NCBI's taxonomy places the organism in Eukaryota, Metazoa, Chordata, Actinopteri, Spariformes, Sparidae. Gene Ontology annotation, molecular function: protein binding. The coding region runs from base 271 to 4608 and encodes 1445 amino acids. The record is from RefSeq and is a predicted model, not a curated record.
UGCAGUGAGGUGAUUGGCUGGAGCACUACUGGCGCGAGGUAUUGUAAAGUUUAGAGCCAGAGGAAACUGACGAUCACUGAAGUGUUUAUUUUGUUGAGCUAUUCAGUGACACAUCAGACCCGAUCUGAUACGUUAUGUCAGCGAAGGCAUCGAUGGACGAGCAACAAAUGUGUCCGUGAACAGCUUUUAAAGUGACGCGCGCCACUUCCCACCAGCUGCAGUUUAGCUAGCUUAGCUGCUAGCUGCCAGGGCUCUGAGUCAACGGUAAACAUGAGCUCCUCAAGGGAGAUAAAACAGCUGCACAAAGCAAAGAGCAAGGCGCAGAGCAGCAGCAACUUAAAAGAGGAAGCUAGCAUCUGCAAUCAGCUUGGAGAGCUGCUGUCCAGAAAUGGUGACUACAAGGCUGCCAUCAGCGAGCACCAGGAGGAGUUGGCUCUCUCCGAGGUGCUGAACGACGUGAUUGGACGAGCUGUGGCCAACCGUAAGAUAGGAGAGUGCUACGCAGAGAUGGGCAAGUUCGAUGCUGCUUUGAAACACCAGCGGCGUCACCUCGACCUAGCUCGCUCUGUCCGAGAUCAUGCUGAGGAGCAAAGAGCACUGGCCACUAUCGGUCGAACCUACCUCUUCCGUUACGAGUCGGACCAAUCAAGGAAGAGUUUAGAGCAAGCGGAGGAAGCCUUCAAGAAGAGCCUGGCCAUUGUGGAUGACUGUCUGGAAGGUAAUGUGUCAGCGCGAGAGAUUAGCGAGAUGAAAGCACGCCUCUUCCUCAAUCUCGGUCUGGUGUGUGAUCAUCUGGGCGAGCCCAAGCGUUGCAGCGAGUUUAUCCGACGUAGCGUCUUUAUCGCAGAGAAGAGUCAGCUGCUGGAGGAUCUCUAUCGUGCAAACUUUAACCUGGGCAACAUCUACUUCCGCAACGAGCAAAAGUCCAAUGCCGUGCGCUGCCUUGAACAGGCCAAAGAGUGUGCGAGGAAGAUUAAAGACAAGUUCAGCGAGAGCGAGUGUUUCCACUGCAUUGGCAAGGUGCAGCUUUCUCUGGGUGAUUUUGUGGCGGCUAGACGAUCUCUGAAGGAAGCUCUCAAGCUGGGUUCCCAGCAGCCUCUGGACAGGCAGGCUGUGAAGAAAAAUUUCAAAUAUGCGGACAGGGGCUGCAAAUUAGAGGAAGAGCUCGGGGAGGAUCAGGGCAAAGGACCGAGCUCCCAUCAGGCUGUGGGGCUUGCAGAGCAGCUGGGAGACCUUUACUCUAAGGUUGGCUGCUACAGCAAAGCUCUGGAUGCAUAUCAAGCUCAGCUAAGGGGGGCUGAGGCGUUGGGAAAGCCUGCCAGGGAGCUGGCUGUCAUCCACGUGUCCCUGGCUGUGACUUACACAGACCUGAGACAGCACAGCAAGGCGGUGGAGCACUACAGACAGGAGCUGGCUUUACGACAGGGUAGCUCGUCUGAGGAGUGCAACACUUGGCUGAACAUCGCAACAGCUCAGGAGGAGAGCGGCUGUUCUGUGGACGAUAUAGACGGCAGCUACAGCGAAGCCUCACGCUGCGCUCAAAAGUCUGGGCAGGCCAGGCUACAGAAACGUGUGUUGAGGCUGUGGCUGGCGUCCCAGAGACGGUGUUGCUCAUCUACGGCAGAUGACACCGAGGCGAGGCUGCAGGAGCUGUGUGCUGCCGAGGGAUGGAGUCCAGACAGGAGCGAUGGUGAGGAGGACGAAGAGGAGGAGAUGGAGAACAGUGAAACUCUGGACGAUAGUGACGUCGUCCUCUCAGACUCAGAUGAUGAUUUGGAGGGUUAUGACAAGACGGUAUCAGGAAGGAGAAAAGCAGGAAGGUGGAACAAGAGGAACGAGAAGGGCGAGACAUCCCUGCACAGAGCGUGCAUAGAUGGCAACCUGAGGCAGGUUCAGUAUCUGGUGGAACAGGGUCACCCGGUGAACCCCAGGGACUACUGUGGCUGGACUCCCCUCCACGAGGCCAGCAACCACGGCCACUAUGACGUUGUAGCCUUGCUGCUGGAGCGUGGCGCUAACAUCAACGAUCCCGGCGGCCCCUUAUGUGAGGGGGUGACUCCUCUCCACGAUGCCCUCGCUUGUGGCAACCUCAGAGUCGCCAGGCUCUUAGUGGAACGAGGGGCUUCUGUCACCCUGCGCAACUCCAAGGGUCUAACCGCCAUGGACACCCUCCGUCAGUGGCAGAGGACGUACAGCAGAGAGUUGGACCAGGAGACCAAGCAGGAGUGCGUCGCUACAGAGAGACUGCUGAGGAAGGCGCUCACGGGGGGAGUGCCGGCUGCUCCAGCCCCAGCCAAGCCUUUCGAUGCCCUGCAGGACAGCCAGCUGUUUGAUGCUGAGAACUCGGAGCCGCUGUUGUCCUCUGGAGGGGGCUGUUCCUCCAGCCAAGACUGGCACCGCGCCAGGAACUCAGAGGUGAAGGCAGUACCUGCCAGCCCCAAACGGUGGCAGAGCCAUGGCUCAACACAGCGCCACAGAGCCAGAGGAACAGAGGCUGCUGUCCUGUAUGGGAACAACUGCAGCUCCUCAGAUGACAGCGACACUGAAUGCCCGGUCAGUCCUCUCCGCCCCGUCCGCCCCAGAAGCAGUUUCCCAGCAGCCCCGAGUCAACAGGAAGCUCCCCCAAGCAGGGAAACCAACUCCAUCCCAAACUCAGGUCGGGAAAAUGUCAGGGAGGCUCCUGUGCCGUCUGUCUUUGCGCGAGAAGAGUACCAAAGCGCCAUCCGGGGCUUAGGCAGCGCCAAAAGUCGUCUCCAGGGUCUGACGCAGCCUCAGUUCUCCAGCACACCUGCUGUUUCAGCCAGCAACAAAUCGGCUCUGGUACCUGAGGAGGAAUAUCUGGCAGAUGACUGGCUGGAGGACGACUUGGAGGAACUCCAGCCGAAGAAGAAGAGGAGGCUUCGAGAGGAACAGAAUGGGUUUAGAGGGGAGGGCACAGCCUCGUCGUCGACAGCAAGAGGUCAACACAUGCACUUAACCUCUGACUCGACCUCCAGAGGCUCUGCAGUUCCAUCCUCUUCCAGCAGGGGUCUCUCUCUGAAAAAGAACAGCUCUCAGAGGCCUCACCAGGUCAAGAUGACUCAAAUGCCGGGGAUGGUCAGGUUGGGCCGACGAGAGGUCAACAGGUCACACAGCCCCACAGUUACAGAUGAUGAGGACAUGAGACCGGAGACGCCUCCGCCUCCACAAGUACACAUGCAGCCUCCAGCUCAAACCUUUGCUGCUCCCAUGCCUACAUCACUGCCUCCACCAAUCAGAAUGAGGGUCAGAGUUCAGGAGGAUGUUUUUCUCAUUCCAGUUCCUCAGAGUGAGGCUGACACCUGCACCGUGUCGUGGCUGUGUGAGCAGGCCGCUCAGCGUUACUACCAGAAAUGUGGCCUCCUGCCUCGCCUGUCUCUGCAGAAGGAAGGCGCUCUGCUCUCCCCGCAAGACCUGCUGCUGGCAGUCCUGCACACCAACGAAGAGGUCCUGGCUGAGGUUUGCUCCUGGGAUCUCCCUCCUCUCCCUGAGCGCUACAAGAAGGCCUGUCAGAGCCUGGCAGUGGUUGAGAACAAGCGCGUCACCCGGCUGUGCGAGGCGCAGGACGGGAGCUCCUCGGUGUCCGUGUGCGGCCUCAGCCUGGACCCCUCCUCCCUCAACCCGCUCCUGCGUGCUCUAAAACUUCAGGCCAGCCUCACCGAGCUGCGCAUUUCUGGCAACCGUCUCCACGAUGCGCUUCUUCCUGAGCUGGUUGCCACCGCGAUCACCAUGCCUCGGCUUCGGCUGCUGGACGUUUCCGCCUGUCAGAUUACAGGGGAAGGGCUGGAGAAGGCUGUGAAUGCUUUGAAGGGACAGAGCCAUCCGGCGUUUCCGUGUCUGGAGGAGCUCGACCUCAGCAUGAACCCGCUGGGUGACCUUGUGUCAGAGUCCCUGUCCUGUCUGCUGUCCUGCUGCCCUCUGUUAGCCAGGCUCUCUCUGCAGGCCUGCGGCCUCACGGCUCGCUUCCUACAGCAGCAUCGACUGCUGCUGGCCAGCGCUCUGACAGGAACAGGACACCUGAAGUCAGUGUGUCUGUCCCACAAUGCACUGGGCUCCACUGGCUUUGAGCUGGUGUUGAAGACUCUCCCUCUCCACUGUCUCACACACCUGGAUCUGUCCGCCGUGCGCAAAGGUCCUGCUGAUUACCUGCAGCUGGAACACCUCACCAAUGUCCUGUCGCAGGACGAGUGUUCGGUGACUCACCUGAGUCUGGCAGCAAACGGGUUGACGGACAGCACUGUAGCCAGCUUGGCCAGGUGCCUGCCGUCAUGUACAACUCUGGUGAGUCUGAACUUAUCGGGAAACCCGUCCGUGACGUCAGCGGGGCUUCACAACAUCCUCAACUCCCUCAGAGAGGCUCGUCGACCUUUGACCCUACUCAACCUUCAAGGUUGUCAGGUGUCCGGCCCCUGGGACACCGCAGGCCUUGACGGAUUGUCAGAGCUUGUCCAGGAUCUCCGUCUUUGCUCCCAGGGACUCAACAAGCUGGAUCGGGAGGCCCUGAAGCAGAGCUGGGACAGCGGCCGGUCAUGUGGGCGCCUCAUGGACCGAAACAGCAAGUGCCUGCUGUCCGCUGUGGCCCCCUCAUGAAGAGGGAGCAAUGAAACGAGACGAUCUUCAUCAUGACACUAAAUCUGAGCCAGGUGACAUUUAUAAUGAUGGUGCUACUCUCUUUUUUUUUUUUUUUUUUUUUUUAAGGUUGUCAUCAGUAAGCAGUGAUCGCUCGAGGCCAUGCAAUUAAAACAAGGACAUUCUGUGUAAAUAGCUUUUAUGUUUCAUGUGUCUUGUACGCCUUAUUUAUGUGUAUGUGUGACAGUUUGAUGUGUUAGCAGUGUGCUUUUGUCAUGCUGCACAUUUUUUCCUCAACUCGCUGAAUUAUUAAAAAAAAGAAUGUAAUUAAAGUAAACAUUUUUCAUCUGUUACAGA